Closterium sp. NIES-65 is the source of this 981-nucleotide messenger RNA. NCBI's taxonomy places the organism in Eukaryota, Viridiplantae, Streptophyta, Zygnematophyceae, Desmidiales, Closteriaceae. The record is from the annotation of a GenBank genome assembly.
AUGGGAACAGUGAUGUCGGCGGGCCGCGUGAUAGGAGGGGAAUCUAGGAUCUUCGUGCAUUGUUGGUAUUACACGACGCCACACCCUCUCACCGUGCUGCACAUCCGCAUCCCCGGCCUCCGACACACUCGAUUCCGCGACAGGGGACCGUUUCUAAGUUCUUUGGCUCACGUUACUCGUGCGUUGUCCACGAUCGCGCUCCCUUCUAUUUGUCGCCCACACUUCCAACCGUCGCUCCCUUCCAUUCGCCUCCCUCUGUUCCGCUCGUCGCCCUCCCUUCCGCGCGUCGCCCUGCUCGUCUCUCUGCCUUUCGCCCGUCCCCUCUCAUCCGCUCGUUGCUCCACCUUCCACGCGUCGCCCUCCCAUCCGAACGUCGCUCUCGUCACCGUCCCUUCCACCCGUCGCCCUCCCUUCCGCCCGUCGCCCUCCCUUUCGCACGUCGCCCACCCUUCCGCCCAUCGCCCACCCUUCCGCCCGCCGCUCUCCCUUCCGCCGGUCGCCCACCCUUCCGUCCGUCGCUCUCCCUUCCGCCGGUCGCCCACCAUUCCGUCCGUCGCUCUCCCUUCCGCCCGUCGCCUUCCCUUCGUCUCGUCGCCCUUCCUCCCGCUCGUCCCCUCGCAGUCCCCGUCCUCCUCUCUCCCCAUCGCCCUCGCCAUCCCUCCCGUCUCCCUUCCCAUGGUGCACACUUCCAUUUCACUGAACCUACUUUCCCCCACCCUCUGCUCUGCUUCCUCUCUACCCCUGCCCUGCUUCCCCUCAUCCUCUGCCCUCCCUUUCCUUCAUCCCGUGCCCUCCCUUCCCCUCAUCCUCUUCCCUCUCUUCCCCUCAUCCUCUGUUCUGCUUCCUUCAUCCUUGCCCACUUUAUCGCCUGUCCACUUUACCGCCUGCCCACUUUACCGCCUCAAAUCCUUCCCUUCUCAUCCGCGCGCAGGUGUGGCGGAAGGUGUACGUGGCGUGGAGCAUGUUGGAGGAGCGGCUUGA